Molecule: messenger RNA, 1398 nt
Organism: Manis javanica (Malayan pangolin)
Lineage: Eukaryota; Metazoa; Chordata; Mammalia; Pholidota; Manidae
Gene: TSLIG3C
Product: family with sequence similarity 98 member C
Cellular component (GO): tRNA-splicing ligase complex
Source: RefSeq, a predicted model, not a curated record
GGCGGGGCCUCCUGUCGGCCGGCAGGGGGCGCGCAACUGACCGGGAGUCGACGAUUUCAUGGAGGGGGCGGAGGCCGGGGAGCGGGCCGCGGUGGCCCAGGAUCUGCUCGCCCUGGGGUAUGAGGGUUUCCUGGGGGCGGCGCCUCUGGGCACCCCGUGCCCCGACUUCAGGGCGCUGUGCGCGUGGCUGGCAGCGGAGCUGGCGACUCUGGGAGCCUGGAAGCGGGAGGAGGGCGCUGAGACGCUGAGCGCCGGCGACGGCCCCGGAGAGGAGGAAUUUCUGCGCCAGUUGGCGGGCCUGCUACGGGAGUUGCACUGCCCAGACCGAGCGCUCUGCGGCAGAGACUGCGCAGCAGCUCUGCGGAAGCCCGGCGCGUGCCUACGCCUGCUGCGCUUUCUCUGCUCCGAGCUCCAGGCUGCCCGCCUCCUCCGCCUGCAUGCCCGGCGGAAUACCAGACCUGUGCUGUCCAGUUGGGAAGGAGCAGAGAAGGGAGCUGGAGUGGUCCAGGAACUUGUCCUUACCCUCCAAGCUCUGGAGCUGCCCAGACCCACGCAAGGGACCCUUGCCAGCCAGCUGCUGUGGGAGUUGCAUGCCAAGAUCUCAGAGCUGCUGCCUUCCCUGCCCCCAGGGUCCCUGCAGGCCCUCCUCAGCCACCCACUGGAUGCACCUAGAUGGGAGGCACUGGAGUUUCUGUCCCAAAGCCUGGGAGAUCAAUACUUCUGCCGCCGCCGUCUGCUCCUCAAGCGCUUGGACCUCACAAUAUCUGCUUUCUGUUGGAGUGACAGGGCAGAGGUGAGGGCAGAGGACCUUAGCAGGAGCAGUGAGGCCCAGCUGUGGAGCUGCUACUGCAGGAAGAAUGAAGCCAGGAAGAGUACCCUCUUGCAGGCCCAAGGAGAAGUCAUAAAGGCAGUGCUGACCCCAAUUCAAGAGGUUCUGACUCCAGCAUCAGAUGUCUCUAUUGCACACGUCCUGGCUGCCCGAGCUGACCUGUCUCAUCUUGUCCCAGCCACCAGCAAGGCUGCUCGUCAGGGGACCUGCUGUGCCAUCAACAAGGUGCUUAUGGGCAACAUGCCAGACCGGGGGGGCCGCCCAAGUGAGCUGGAGGCGCCCAUGCCCAGGUGGCAGAGUAGAAGAGAGGACGGAAGCAGACAGAAGGUGGGCCGCCAGUGUUGGGGCCGCAAGAAGAAGAAGAAGUAAAGGGAGACUGGUGGUAGCGGGUGGGGGGAUUGUCUGUGAGGUGUUGAUGCCAGUGACCAUUUCUGAGGAGUCUGUUUGAGGGUUUCUCUUGACACGUGGGCCCCACAACCCAUUCCUGAGACCUCAGAUGUCCUCCCCCUGACCCACCACUCGACACCAAGGACCAUGUUCUCUGGAAAAUAAAAUUAAUUUAUGACAGA